Messenger RNA from Cydia amplana, 1821 nucleotides. RefSeq lists its product as uncharacterized. The coding region runs from base 64 to 1821 and encodes 585 amino acids. Gene Ontology annotation, biological process: integrin-mediated signaling pathway; cell adhesion mediated by integrin; cell migration. The transcript is spliced from 10 exons. Gene Ontology annotation, cellular component: cell surface; focal adhesion; integrin complex. Lineage: Eukaryota; Metazoa; Arthropoda; Insecta; Lepidoptera; Tortricidae. Gene Ontology annotation, molecular function: integrin binding. The record is from RefSeq and is a predicted model, not a curated record.
AUUAAUGUGUGUAACAUUCUCGUUUCCUUCCAGAUUUCGAUCUGAACACAAUCAAAUCGCACAAUGCACAUACAACGAACGUCGUUACGACUGUGCCUAUGGGCUUGCCUGGUCGCGAUGUGUUGGGCGGACCAACCCGCCCCACCAGCCCAACCAGCGCAGGACCCUUGUUCCAGCAAAACUACCUGCAGCGACUGCAUACGGGAGGAUAGCUGUGCCUGGUGCUUCGCGGCCGGGUUCAACGACCCGAGGUGCUUCGACCCGGCCUUAGGAGGCACUGCGGGCUGCGAUGAAGCCUACGUCUUCAUCCCCGACAACGAGCUGUCCGUAGAUCAAGCUUAUAACAAGGAACUUAGUAGAACUGUUCUCGCCCUAAACCUGCUUCAGCAAAACAGCGACUGGUAUCCACCAGUCCAGCUGUCCAGCUGUACCUGGUGCUUCGCUGCCGGCUUCAACGACCCGAGGUGCUUCGACCCGGCCUUAGGAGGCACUGCGGGCUGCGAUGAAGCCUACGUCUUCAACCCCGACAACGAGCUAUCCGUAGACCAAGCUUAUAACAAGGAACUUAGUAGAACGCGAACUCGCGUGAGCUCCGGUUCUGGCUCGGAUGAAGAGUCCGGUGCCUUUGGGGCCAGCAGCAGCGCCGGCGGCGCCAUGCCUACGCCAGGCUCCGGCGAGAAACUCGUUCAGAUCAAACCGCAAAGGGUCAAUCUGAAAUUACGACAGAAUCAAAUGCAUAAGUUAACCUUCGUCUACUGGAGUGCCCAAAACAACCCAUUAGGGCACAGACAGGGCUCCAGCAGCGGCGUGCUCACCGAAAAUUCCGACAACGUCGUCGACUUGGUGCGCGAGCCAUUGACUUAUAUCUCAGGACUGAAAAUCACUUCGGCGGUCGAAAUUACAGACACAUCUAGUGACGCCAUUCAAAUUGUGUAUUAUUCAUCCUGUCUUGACAAAACCAACGUAAUACAGACAAACAAGUGUGACGGAUUAAGGGUGGAUGAUGUCGUGGAGUUUACGGCCGAGAUUACUUUGAAGGAGUGUCCGAAAGACGCGAGCAAGUGGAAGCAAUCGUUCGUCAUCCAUCCUGAAGCCAUCUCCGAGGGUCUCACUGUGGAUCUGGAGAUGAGAUGCGACUGCCCGUGCGACCAUCGCGGACAUCACGCAUACGACGACAGCCCCGGCGUGUGCAGCGGGCACGGCAUCUCCGCGUGCGGCGCGUGCGCCUGCCAGCCCGGCAGAUUCGGCAAGCACUGCGAGUGCGCUGGCGAUGGCAGGGGUUCCGCCGACCAGGACCGAGGCUGCCGCCCGACCAACGCCAGCUACGGCGCCCUCUGCUCCGGCGGGGGCAACUGCAUUUGCGGCGUCUGCGAGUGCUACAAGAUGUCUGACCCCAACGAGGUGAUAUCGGGGCAAUUUUGCGAGUGCGACAACUUCUCUUGCGACCGCAACAAGGGUCGUCUCUGCUCGGGCCCCGACCAUGGCGAGUGCGUGUGCGGCAAGUGCCAGUGCAGGCCCGAGUACACCGGCGACGCCUGCGACUGCCUGCUCGACACCGAGUCGUGCAUCCCUCCAGGGGAAGUUUUUCGCAAGAUCCUGGGACCUAUUCAGAGAGAUGACGGCCCCUGGAGGAUCCGGAAAAAUGCCGAGAUCAAGGAGUUAGUGGCAGAACCUAAUAUUGCCGGCGAAACGAAAGCCCACAGACUUCGCUGGUUCGGUCACCUAAUAAUAACCGCUGUUGUUCGUAAAUCGAGCAUCGCCCCCGGCCGCAGCGAACGCGUGUUCAAGUGCAUAGUCCUAACCGCGCCACAGUAUUCGUAA